Molecule: messenger RNA, 1070 nt
Organism: Ictalurus punctatus (channel catfish)
Lineage: Eukaryota; Metazoa; Chordata; Actinopteri; Siluriformes; Ictaluridae
Product: gap junction epsilon-1 protein
Exons: 3
Coding region: 1-612 (203 amino acids)
Biological process (GO): cell communication
Cellular component (GO): connexin complex
Source: RefSeq, a predicted model, not a curated record
AUGGAAAGGACAUCUAACUCUCCACCAGGGCUGCUCCGGCCGCCCACUGUGAUUGGUCAAUUCCACACCCUGUUUUUUGGCUCAGUGCGUAUGUUUUUCCUGGGGGUUCUGGGAUUCGCAGUUUACGGCAAUGAAGCUCUUCACUUUAGCUGUCUCCCUGACCGGAGGGAACUAAAUGUCUUCUGUUACAACCAGUUUCGCCCAAUAACACCUCAGGUGUUCUGGGCCUUACAGCUUGCAACAGUCCUUGUACCAGGGGCUGUGUUCCAUCUUUAUGCAGCAUGUAAAAACAUGGACCAGGAGGACAUUCUUGAGCACCCCAUCAACACAGUCUUUUAUAUAAUUUCUGUACUUUUACGUAUGAUCUUGGAGGUGGCAGCAUUUUGGUUGCAGAGCCAUCUCUUUGGAUUUCUGGUUCAACCCGUGUUCAUGUGUGAUGCCAGCUCACUGGACAAGGCCUUUAACUUCACCAAGUGUAUGGUUCCAGAGUACUUUGAAAAGACAAUCUUCCUCAGUGCAAUGUAUGUAUUCACCAUCAUCACUGUGCUUUUGUGCAUUGCUGAGAUUUUUGAAAUUCUUCGUAGAAGAGGGACUUAUUUGGGUACACAAUAACAACUCUAUAUUUUCUUGUAAGUGUUCAUGCAAAAUGUCUUGGAAAAAUGUAUUUUUCAUAUUUUCAUGAUUUUAUAACAUCCAUCCAACAGCUGUUUUAUCAUUUGCUUUUUAAAAUAUUAAGCAGUUAAUCUCAGGUAGAAUGGAAUAUGACUGAAAUGUACUUAACUAGUGUCUACACUAUAAGUUACACAAUACUAAUACAUUCUAAACUAUGUUCUCAUGUAUGUUUUAUUCUCUACAUUCUCACGUACUGACAGAAUCACACAGAAGCAUAUCCAUGUCCUUUCUGACCUACAUAUAAAAUUAUGGAGGUACACAAGUGAUUUUUAUAGCUUAAUAUAAGCUACAAUAAAGUUUUUGCCAGCAAUGAACACAAAACACUAUGUUUACUGAAAUUAUUGUAAUUACAAGAUUUUUUUUCCCUUAAGAUUACACUUUAAGAUACUGGGAAAAAU